This is a messenger RNA of Labrus bergylta (ballan wrasse), 4735 nucleotides long. The record is from RefSeq and is a predicted model, not a curated record. Lineage: Eukaryota; Metazoa; Chordata; Actinopteri; Labriformes; Labridae.
UUUUCUGUUUUUUAUAGAGAGCACAAGUAGUAAGUCACCUGCUCUAAAUGAUCGAGGCUUGAUGUUUCAGAAACUAUGUGAGCUGAAACUCAAGUACGAUCAUCCAUAUGACCCACAACACAAGCAGACUGCUGCUCCACUUUGAAUAUUUACACUGAGAACUUAUCGUGAUCUAUCUGUAACGUGCCAUCUGGCCUGAUUGAGGACGACAACGGCAGCGUAAGAAAAUAUUUACAUGAAGCCAGUUAUGAACCCUUAACGAGUAUAAACCCUGACAGACGGCUCAUUAGAGUGUCAUACAUGAGUUUUGACACUUCAAGGGUGUGGUGGAUAAAAACUUCAGGUAGAAUGAUUCACAUCUUGCCCUGGGUCACACCUCCUCCGCCCCAUCUAGGAAUGCUAAGCAGCAGCCUGCAGACAACAAAACUCGUUGUGCGUGCUAAAACAUAUCUAAGAGUGUGUUCAUGAUGUGCUGCAUGUCCUGAACAUUUGGGAGUGGUGAGACAGGUAGCUCUGUGAGACUCCAAUCCUGUCCUGCGUAGGCAGAUUUGAAUAUUGACGACUGGGUGUUGACAUGUCAUGAAGUUGUCCGGGUGAGAGACAGAAUUCAGUGCCAACGGAGCACACAGAGACGACGAUACAUAAACAAGGCUCGAAGGAAAUCCAACAUUUGAGUAAGUAUGGUCUAAUUUUAAAUCUUACAAACGUAUAUAUGGUGUUUACGGUGAUAGGUACCUGAAUAAUCAGGUUGGUAUGAUUGAAACAGCUAGACAUAGAUAAUUAUUGAUAAAGUGUACUGGUCAUUUUUCUAAUUUGUUGUAAGGAUGUUCAUGUUAUAUACACCUCAGUGUUUAUUACCAGCCACAUCUCGCUCUGAGUAAAAGAUUAUUGUGUGAAGUCGCCUUAAACAACAGGUGACUGUCAGCUCGUUUCAUACUUGACUUAAAUUGUUGUGUAAUUUAUACGUUUGAGUUUCACUUUAGUGAUGAAGUUGUGCUCUUUUGUGUGUUAACAUACUCUGUCGUCAGCAUUAAGUGCUUUGUGUCCAUGUACAGUAUUUUCAUUUUGAGGUGGAUUUGUUUGACGCAUGUAUGCAUGUUAGUCCAAAUACAAAAGUCCAGGUAGAAUGUCGUUGGGCAGGACUGACAAGGUGUGGCGUUUCAGGAACAAUGUGAAAAGGGGGAUGCAGUGAGGAAACAAGGAAAUCAAACAAAAGCUUUGUGCCUGCAGGAGCACAGCUGUCAUCGGUCGUACUCAACAUUAAGUCGAUACUGGAAUAAAACAAGGAGAUUCAUGGAAACUAAACAAAAUACUUAUUAUUGAACUGUUGUAUACAAACCAUAAGAGACGCUGUUUGCUUUCAGUUUGUCGGUGUAACUUCCUGCUCAGCUGAACCUUUAAUAUUUGGUAUUCACUUCCAUCCCAUCUUUCCCUCUUUCCAGCUAUGAGUGAAAACCUGAGCGGGAGCUACUACGGCUCCUCGCCCCCAGAGCUGAGACUGGUUCUUUUAGGAAACAUCGGAUGUGGAAAGACGUCAUCAGCAGACACCAUCCUGGACCAGCUGUCUCCCAUCUCUCCCAGUGCCUCCAGGGCCUGCCAGCUGAGGCAGGGCGCGUCCGAGGGCCGGAGUGUGACCCUGGUGGAGGCGCCGAGAUGGUACUGGUCAGGAGGCAAGAUGGAGGACAGUGUCAGGGAGGAGACGGAGCGAGGGAUGACACUGGUAGCACCUGGUGCACAUGCUAUUCUGCUGCUGGUGCCUGUUAGCCAGUUCACAGAGAUGGAGGGUCGUGUGCCUGCAGAGCUGCAGGAGUUGUUUGGGACGGAUGCUCUGGAUCACACCCUGGUCCUGCUGACCUGUGGGGACUACUUGAUGGGAAGAUCAACAGAGGAAUAUUUGCAGAAAGAACACCCAGGCCUGAGGCAGAUCAUCGAGAGCUGCGGGGGGAGGUACCAUGUGAUCAAUAAUCGUAAUCCACGGGACAGACGGCAGGUCUGUGAGCUGCUGGAGAAGGUUGAAAAUAUGGUGCAGAAAAACGGGGUUUAUCGCUUGAAGUCGGUCGAGGAGAGAGAGCUGGAGAAACGGGUGAACGACAGAAAGAGAGAACUUAUGGAGAGUUACAGAGCUCAGAAGGAGAAGAGACUGACCGACGCGGAAACCACUUUGUCAAACAGAGACACAACGAGGUCUUUUGACAGAGCAGAGGAGAACAGCACCUUUUUGGAAAGGAGGAGAAGAGAAGAGGAGGUGGACGCGAGAGUGAAUGUGAGGCAAGUGUCCAACGGGCUUCAUUCAGCUCCGACACCACAGUCAGACUCAGAGCCACAGAGUGAGAGGGAGCUGAGGAGGAGGCCCAGUUUCAAACUCAAUUCAGAUGGUGCCAUACUCUCACAAUUGUCCGAAGGUAACACAUCUCCAAAAGUUGUCACUACUUUGCACCACAGAAUCAACAGCGCUGAAGAGUGGUCCCCCGAGGUAUCUCCGACCUCCGCUCCUCAUUCUCCUCAGCUCGUCUUCACCUCUACCCCCUCCUCGCCCACCUUCACUUCCUCCUCCUCACCUUCCUCCUCUUCUCCUGAGCUACGUCUGGUGCUGCUCGGGCGAUCUGGAGCAGGCAAGAGUGCAGCUGGAAACAGCAUACUCGGGCGUGAGGAGUUUGAGUCCCGGCCCGAGAGCCUCACAGCGAUCACUCAGGAGUGUCAGAAAAAGAGAGCUGUGGUUGAAGGAAGACGGUUGGCCGUGGUCGACACCCCAGACUGGUUCAAUUCAGAGCGAACUCCAAAUGAGGUGCGAGCACAGAUCUCGUCCUGUGUUACUUUGUCCAGUCCCGGUCCUCACGCCUUCCUUAUGUGCGUUCCUUUAGACCAGCCUGCAAAGACUGAGCUGCAGGCUCUCAAUGCCCUUGAGUCUGUGUUUGGCCCUGAGGUGGUCGAGAGACACACUCUGGUCCUCUUCACUCAUGCAGACCGACUGAGGGCGAGCGGGAAGCUGGGAUAUGACGACGUUGAAGCAUACAUUGCCGGUCAGCGAAGGGAUCUGGUAAAGCUGGUGGAGAAAUGCGGGGACAGAUUUCAUGUGAUGGAAUCCGAAGGGGGUUGGAGGGUGAGCAAGAAUGUGGCGGAGCUGCUGGAGAAGGUGGAGCAGGCGGUGAGUGAAGCUGGGGGACAGUGUUACUCUUGUCCAGCUUUUCAGGAGGCUGAGAACAAAGUGUGGCAGAGACAAGUGGAGAUAGCGAGGGAGAAAAGGGGGGGUAGACAAGAGGAAGAAACGGGGGAAAAUGUUAGUCAGCUCAGCUCUGACAGGCGGGCGCCUUAUUCCUAUAUGCAGCCUGUGGUCGAGGCAGAUGAGGAAGUGAGAGAGGAUGAGAUUGAGAAAACGAGGGAUGAGGCGGAGAGGAGUGUAAGCACCAUGAACAUCGAGAGCCUUCCUCCUGUGACGCUUUCCAACAUAUCACCAUCACUCCUCAGUUCUGUUAUGGAGAAAUUGAGGUCCAGUGCACACACUUUACCCAAGCUGAUGUCAGAUAGCUCUGUGUGGGUCGGUGAGGGAGCGAAGAAGGUGAAAAGCAGUCCAGUGUGGGGGAAAGUAGGCAGCGGAGCACAAAGCGUCCAAAAGAUGGUAGCUGACAGUUCUGUGUGGGGAAAGGUCGGAGCCAGUGCCGGACAUGUGUCCAAACUAGUGGGAGAUAGAGUUCCCAAGGUAGUGGUGGACAGUUCUGCAUGGGUGGGCUCCGGAGCAAAGGCAGCAGCAGCCAGCCCGAUGUGGGGAAAAGUUGGUUCUGGGACCAAACUAGUGGCCGACAGCUCCAUGCGUGUCGGAGCUGGGCUCGGUGCCAGGGCAAAGAAUUUGGCCAAGAGUCCCAUAUGGGGAAAAGUAGGAUCUGGUGCCAAAACUGGUGCUAAACUGAUGGCUGACGGCUCGGUGAGAGUCGGAUCUGGAAUCAGUGUCGGUGCAAAGAGGGUGGCACAGAGUCCAGUGUGGGGGCAGGUGGGCUCUGGGGCCAAAGCGGGAGUCAAAAUGGUGGCUGACAGCUCAGCGUGGGAGAAAAUUGCGAACACUGCUAAACAGGUGCCCAAGGUAGUCAUAGCGGGGGCUUUGCUUGGUCUGGUUCUCGGUGUGCUUUUAGGCGGGGUGCUUGGCGGAGCUAUCGGUGCAGCGGCAGGAUCUGCUGCAACCGAGGUGGGCAGGCGAAAAUUCAGCAAGAAAGAUCCACUUGAAAAUGCGGCUGGAGCAGCGAAAAAUUUGGAGAGAACAGUGAACGACAGCGUGGACUCUCUGGUCAGACAAGGAGGGAAAGUGCUAAAAACUGAAUAACCCUCCUGAUUGUUCAUAAAACAUGGAAAAAAUGCAAAAAGGUUUUAUUUUGUUUUGAAUUGAAUCAUCAGAAUGUAUACUUCCGAUGAUGAUCUUUAAAACAGACACUUUUCAAUCCUCACACAAAUGCUAGUUAAGGGUUAAUUUGCCUCAGGAUUAUUACCAACUUCAAAUAUCUGCAUAAAUCGACUUCCAGCAGACUGACAGAAGCGACUUUUAGCCACAUGUUUUUAUGCUUUUCUUGAAUAUUGUUUGCAAAACGCUUCAAACGCUGUCAGACAAUCGUAGUUCAUAAUAUUAAUUUUGUAAAAUGUUUAACUUCACAUGAUAAUUUCCUGAUCAACACCAAGUUUGUUUAGAGUUAAGAAAAUAAUGCAAUUGUAUAAAGCCUGAAUUUAACUGUGAUGUUUGUCAGUGUUUCAU